Messenger RNA from Haliotis rufescens (red abalone), 4859 nucleotides. RefSeq names its product phosphatidylinositol 5-phosphate 4-kinase type-2 beta-like. Lineage: Eukaryota; Metazoa; Mollusca; Gastropoda; Lepetellida; Haliotidae. The transcript has 9 exons. Gene Ontology annotation, molecular function: phosphatidylinositol kinase activity. The record is from RefSeq and is a predicted model, not a curated record. Bases 172 to 1383 code for a protein of 403 amino acids. Gene Ontology annotation, biological process: phosphatidylinositol metabolic process.
AACCAAUACGAUAGGCCGCCAUAUUGUCUGAAACAGGGACUCAGUGCAGCACUAGCUGCUCAUUCAACCUAAAAUGUUCGGAAAUUACGACGUAUAGCAAUCGAAUUGCAGUGGAUAUUUGUGAAUCUAUAUAUUUCCUCUUUAAUCCGGCUCUGUGCAAUAUCUAGAAGGAUGGCAUCCUUUAAAAAAGGACUGAGUAAAAAACUCAAGCCCGUCGCUCUGAACUGGAAACUGUUUCGAGCAAACGAACCGCUGCUCAGUGUGUUCAUGUGGGGAAUUAAUCACACGGUAAAUGAGUUGAACCAUGUGAACCUGCGUGUGAUGCUUAUGCCUGAUGACUUCAAGGCCUUCAGCAAGAUCAGAGUGGACAACCACAUGUUUAACAAAGAUAACAUGCCAAGCCACUUCAAAGUGAAGGAGUACUGCCCGAUUGUGUUCAAGAACUUGAGAGAGCGGUUUGGAAUUGAUGACUUUGAGUAUAUGAAUUCGCUGACCAAACAGCCCCACUACAUUGACUCCCCGGGUAGAAGCGGUGCUCGCAUGUUGAUGUCCCAGGACAAGAAGUUCUUCAUCAAAACACUGGUCAGUGAAGAGGUGGAGCAGAUGCACCAUGUACUUAAACAGUAUCACCAGUAUAUUGUGGAGAAGCACGCCCAGACUCUGCUGCCCCAGUACCUGGGUAUGUACCGCCUGACCGUGAACGACGUGGAGACCUACAUGGUGGUCAUGAGGAACAUCUUCAGCCCCAGAGUAGGAAUACACAAAAAGUAUGACUUGAAGGGGUCUACAGUUGACAGACAAGCAAGCGACAAAGAAAGGCUAAAGCUUCUGCCAACAUUAAAAGAUGUGGACUUUGUGAAUGAUGGCGUCACAAUUCAAAUCGGACAAGAAGCCAAGGAUAAUUUCAUGCCGACAUUAACAAAAGAUGUUGAGUUCCUGGCCAGCUUGCACCUAAUGGACUACAGUCUCAUCGUGGGCAUCCACGACCCUGAUAAAGGUGAUUCAGAUCAGACCGACUUGCCGGCCCCCGACGAUGGGGAGGAGGGGGCGGACGAGGAGGAAGAGAAUGGUUUGGGGGAGGAAGAGAUGACUGAUGGCUAUGGAGCCGUCCCCACCCCACCGGACAGCCCCCAACCUGCCACACCCACCCCAUUCACAGGAGAGCUGGACUCCAGGCUGGAGCAGUAUGCAAUUAAAAGUAGUGAAAAUCAAGAAAUCUAUUUCAUGGCCCUCAUCGAUGUCCUGACGAAAUACGGAAUGAAGAAACGGACAGCACAGGCUGCCAAGACUGUGAAACAUGGGGCAGGGGCGGAAAUAUCCACGGUCAGGCCUGACCAAUAUGCCAAGAGAUUCCUGGAAUUCAUCUCCAAGAGUAUCGAGUAAGCACAACCCUACAAGGUGCACAGUGCAGGCUUUGCCUCGUCCCAGGGAAGAGUCCUUUUGACUGUAGUACUGCAGAUGAACUUACUGUUAUAAGGGUCCAACUAGGUUGAAACAUGUUGAUACAUGGUGACCACGAAGGCAUCAUAUGGAUUGAGAGUGUACGGACAUACGGUCUCAGAAGCAGUUAUUUCAGUAUGGGAUAUUUUGCUUUCUAAUAUGUUUUCAUUUUGUGAUUAUUGAGGUCACAUGUUGGUGGAAAGACUUUUUCAGGGACUGGAUUUUUUUUAAGUAUGAACAUUACUUCCUUUGUGAUUUGAUCUUUGAAUUCUUUUAAAACCAAAUUCCUUUUAUAGUGUACCCUUUUAACCCUUGCCAUUGUGGUCUUUGAUCAUGAAGCCAUCUCCAUGAAUGAACCAAGACACAGUAUCUUCCAUUUUCAUGUUGUGUGCAUUUCUCUGCUUGUAUUUCAAAACCAACACUCUCAUUUCAAAUGAAAUCUUCCUUAAUGUCUCCUCUAUUACAAUAUUUGAGUGUCAUUUUAAGACUGUUGUACAAUCCUUUAGGUAUAACACCACCCAAAUAAUGAAUGAGAUCGCCAAGAACUAUAUUUCUGAUAUUUGCAUAUGUUCUGAGUUUAGGAAUUAUUCUAAAAUAUUUUCAUUUUUUACUUUUUUUUGGUCCUGUUUUAAAAAUGAAAGGCAUUUGCAAAUGUGCAAUGACAACUGAGAUUGUGUUUAGAUUAUCCUGUGGCAGUUAUCUGAUAUUACACAUGGACAACGACAUCCUCACAAAUUGAAUUUUCAUCUCUGUAUAAAAAUGUUAGACUAACAUUGUAACUCUACUCGAUUAAUUAUUCUUGACACUAAUGAUAAUAGUUAUUCAGUUCAGAAGGGGCAGUUCAAAUACGAUGACUCUUGAUGUUUUGUGCUCUAUUCAACUUGAUUAUAUUUGGUGGUUUACAUCAGGACCUCUUGUAGAAAGACCAUGUUAUUAGUUGGCCCUCACUGUGCUGGACCUGUGUCAUAGAGGUUGUACUUGGAAGUUUUAUCCUAAGUGUUCCCGGUAAUUGGCAGUGUGACUAUUUGACAUGGAACAACAGUGUUCUGUUAACGGAGUUUGUGUCAAACAUAUCUGAACUGACUUUUAUGUACAUUUUCAGUUGAUUUAAGUCUUGACAUUCUGAGUGGAAUUAGCUAAGCUUACUAGAUUUAGGGAAGUGUUUACGAGAUUCAGGCUUCGGGCUAUUGGCCAAAUUUGCAGACUGGUGUUGAUAUUUAUGUAUUUGUAUUUUAAAAAAGCAGAUUGGGGAUAUAAAAGGCUCACAAAAAAUGUGAAAUAAGAACUCGGUGAUGUAAACCUGUAGGUUCAGAAGACACUGAGAGGUACCAGACUCUAUAACAGACUGUCAUACUGCCAAGGGAGAUUUCACUUCUCCUGUCUUAAAACAUGUAUAAACAUCUUAUUUUGCGGAGGUGUCAUGAUUUAAAGGUAACAGUUAACCUGAAGAAGAACCAGGCAAAAUAUAAAAAACAUUCUACAUUGGACCAUGUUUUGGAGCAAGCAAUAGCUCUUGCCUCUAUUGUUGUUACACAUACAGCUAAUUUUACUCGAUGGAAAAUGAACGUUUCGGACCCAAAGACAUUUCAGGUUUUCUCCGAGAGUGAAACAUAUAAUUCUGUUGUUUAUUCAGUUAAUGAAGGGAUACAAAGGAUAUCAUCCAGUACCAGCCUCUCUUCUGUCACCAUUCUUUGUGACACACACAAGAUAAGUUGUAGUGCAGUAGUACUUGUAGUCACAAGGGCUUUUUUCUGUUAGAUGUUAUUUUCAUGAGCAUAACAUCAGUUACCAUGGUUACUAUGGGUUCUUUCCCUUGAUAGUUUGAUAGAGGUCUAUAAAAAAAAAAUCUUAUCCAAGUAUUGUUGUUUUGACAAGCACUUUCUACAAUAUCACAGUUUUUAAUGACCUUUGAAAAUUAUCAACAGAAUAGAACCUGUAGGUUUCACUUCAUUCAUCACAUUUUUGUUGUCAUAUAUGCCAAAAACACAUUCAUUGGAGAUGCGUAAUUCCUUUUCUAAUUCUCUGUGCUAUUUGUUGACAAAGUCUGAUCUUGUCAAUGCUAAUGCUUAUGCUUGUAACCGUGUCAUCCUUUUUGUUACAAAGACUGUCUUUUAAUGUUACUACAAACACAAUACGCUUGUUGGUACCACUCUGUUUCAGUCUUGGGUGGAAACAUGAUACGUCCUUUACAGGAGUAUUAUUCUUUUUGUUGUUGUUCAUUUUCUGAUUAUAUUCUUGACCGAGUCGGUGAACCUUUGGUUAAUAAUGUGGCUGUAACACACACGUUAUGUGUGCUUGGAGUCUUCAGGUCAAAGGGAGAUAACUCUAUGAAAUAGACCCCCAAAACAAUUUCAACAAAGGUUCAAGUGUGAUGCACAUUUUGAUUGCACUUUCUUUGGACUUCUUCAGUUGAUGGAUUUGCAGUGUAUAAAAAAAACCAUGUUAUUCCGUUUUGCUUUGUGGACACUUGUAUUCCUGUCAACACAAGUGAGCUGGGGAAUAAUGUCAAUUAAUUCUCGGAUUAUUAAAACUGAAAUACUAAACCACAUUUCAGUGAAGAUAUCUCCACCCCUUUCUCCUUAAUGGCAGCUGCACGAUUAAUUGUCGUCAUCGAGUGAACAACUUGCCAAAAUGUUGCUCUCUUUUGAGGAAUUUUUGCUGAUCAUCAUUUUGUGAACUAAUAGUCGACAGAUGAUGUAACCCAUUUUUAUUUUUACGAUACUUGUUAACAGUAAUAUCUUGGUUAAAUUUACUUUGGUUAUGUGUAAAAAAAGUGAACUCCAUUUAGCCACAUUUAUAUCAUGUGAUACUGUAGGUUCUGCAAGAUUUUAGAAAGUGCUCGUUGACGACCUUUAAUCCUGGUGUGAAGGUUCCGAUGUAGUGACAUGCUUGGAUUGCUCAAUGGAUUCCCUACUUCCAUAUACAAUCAUGUAUCGUGUCUGUGUGUUUCAUUAUUACACACUAUUAAUCUGAGAGAAAUAUACAAGAAGCGUGAAACUCUUGUACUCACAUUUCCUGAACAAAUUGAUCAAUUUUGAAAAUGCCAGAGAUCAAAAUAUUUCAACUUUUUUCUUGCGUAUUGAGAAACAGUCUUAACUGUAAAUCAAUUACUUAAAAGAAAGUUGUUCAAGUUCAUUAUUUGACCUGCAAGUUGUCAACUUCCUUAUUCCUAGGUUAUCAGCUUCAGCCUUCAAGUUUACUCAGUUCAUGAGAUACUGCUGUCAUCUUCAACCUUCCAAGGUCACAGAGAGGUCAUUCCAGCUGGGUGCUAUUAGACAUUACACUGGCUGACAUGAUUUUUGUUUGUUUUGUUUGUUGUUGAACGCUGCACUCAGCAAUAUUCCAGCUAUAUGACGGCGGUCUGUAAAAAAUCGAGGCUGGACUAGAUAAUCCAGUGAUUGACAUCAUGAGCAUCAAUC